UUGCCUUUUUUUCUCCCUUAUUGCCACUGGCAAUACGUGAAUUGCAAUCCGAUUUUAUUAUUUAUUAGGCUCGUAGUUCAAACAUGGCGGCUGUGGUUGGUGGAAAUAUGCGGGUGGUGCUAGCUUUGGCUAAAGACAGUUUCCUUUGCAUGUAACAUUAUAUUAAGCCGUUUCAAAACAUCUUCAAAAGCAUCUCAAGAGAAAAAAAAACUAUCACCAUGGCGAUAGAUUGGGAUGAAGAGAGCAAGAUGUUGCACCUGAUGAAUUGCUCUGAGGGGUCAAAGGUCGUCUGGAACUCCCUUGCCAUGUGCUUGGAGUCGGGUCUACAGUAUGUCGCAUUUCUAUUUGGGGUAGCUUCCCUAUGCUUGUGGCUGAUAUCCAAUGCAUUUUUGUUACGAGCCAGACACAGCGAAGUUAACGGAACCAAACAACAAUUCCUGACACUACUUCACAUCUGCUCUGCAAAUGUCUGCAGUCUGAUUGGCGCUAUACUCUGUAGUCAGCUUGGUACACAGGUGUUAAUAGCAGGAUUUUUGGUUGGUACUGAUGGCAUCUUUUUUCUCCACUUCCUCUACAUCCGAUGUUCUUUUUCUUCAUAUGAACCUGAAAGAAUCCCUUACACAAUAUACAACCCUACAGGAGAAUGGAAUAGUCCGGACAGACCAAAAGGCAAGCAGAAUGGUAACCGUACCCGCAUCAUGUGUAUAUUAAUGGCAUGGCUACCAGCGAUGGUGUAUCUCCCACUUGCAUCAUCUCCAUGGCAACAAGGAAGAGUUCAAACAUUUGGCACAGGGAGAAAUCUGUUGAUGGUGUCAGAGUCAGCCGUGGACAACUUUGGUUACACACUUGGUAUCUUUGCAGUGAUUGGUUACUCACUUGCUAAAGUUCCACUUAUAAAAGAUGGGCUUCGACAGUGUGAAUAUCUACUUCUUCAUUUUCACGUCAACACUUUUGCUGUUUUGGCCAACAUUUGCUACGUACUUUCCAUCGUAAUGUUCAGCCAGAAUCUUGCCUUCUUGAUAAACGCAUUACCGUGGUUACUCAUUUGUGGCUUUGGCAUGGUGUUUGAUCUUAUUAUACUUUACCUCAUAGCUCGUCACCAUCGGCAGAUCAACCGGCAGAAAGUAGCGGCUCGCUGGGAGCAAGACCGAGAUCGUAGAGUAGCUGACUAUGAAGACGGUCAUGAAGAUGGUUUAGAAGAUGAGGAGGAUGUUUGGGCUUCUAGGCAGGAGCCACGCCUUGCUGCCAUCAACGAGGACGAAGAAGAUGAACACCAGAGUGAAGAUGAGAGACUCCGGAGCACACAUAUCGACAUGAAUGAUCCACACUCUGACAGGCAAGAACAUCUUGCAAGACAGUACUCUGGAGUGGAUGAAGGUCAAAGGUCACCUCUUCAGGCUAUACCCCCUCCGCCUGAUCACCCAAGAGGUGGGCGGAGACAGAAAGCACAACCCAAACCCGAUGUGGAGAAUUUUGGUGACGAGUUAGAGUGGGAUUUAUCUGACAUGGCAAAGACGUACAAAGAUGAAGAAGAAGAAGAAGAUGAUGAGGAUCCGGAGGAGGAAUAUGAGGAUGUAGAAUGGGAUGAAGAACUCAUCCUUAGAGAGGUCGAAGCCGAGCUUAGACGUAGAGAAGGAAUGGACACGGAGGGUGAUGAGGUCGGAAGUCAAGGCUCGGACAUUUCACUAGAGUCGCUGGAGUUUGAAGAAAUUGAAAUUGAAGAUGCAAUGGCGACCAAUAGAACAGAUGACUGGUAUGAAGGACAAAAUCUUCCAAGAUAAUUUUCAAAUGUCCAGGGCCCCAUUUCAUGAAGCUGUUAAGCAGGAAAACAAUGCUUGAUAAAUUGCAUUGCUAAGCAAAAAAUAAGUGGGGCACCAGUCACAGCCAUGUAAACAAUGUAAUUUUGGUUGGUUACCUGUUUGCAAGUUUUGUUUUGGCUUUUUGAAAUUGAGCCCAGAUGAUUUGAAAGCUUUCUUUAUUAAGGUGUGUAAUGUUUCAAGAUUUUUCUUGAUUGGGGCGACAAUGUAAACAUCUGACGAGCAAUACUUUUUUGCUUAACAGGUUUUGUGCUUACUGGCUUUACUGUGUAUCUACGUGCCAGGUAGAGUUUGGUCUAUAGAGGGCUGUCUUUCUUUGUGGUUAUCUUUACACUGAUGUGUGAGUCCUGUGAAUAAGAAUUAAUCUACACUGUGCUCUGAUGGGAUUUGAACCAAGUAUAUAUAUAUUUUUUUUCAUUUGAGUUUCUUAAAAACUUGGCAUCAUCUGAGUUUGUGAACAUUAAUACUCUAUUUUCAUUAUUCAAACGAUUUAUUUCACAAAAUGUUGUAAAAAAAAACAUGGGAAUUGUAAGGUGAAAGAGGUAAUGUUAACAUUGGACACAAACAUUGUAAGUUUAGCAAUUUUUAUAAUUUUCAGAUUAUUAUACUUUGUAAUGUUUGCAGAAACUUCAAGGGUACCUAAUUAGAGUGCCAAAAGGUUAAUUAGCAAUAGCUUUGAAAAGAAUAUAAAAUAUUAUAUAACACCCAAGCAGAUCCUUGCCAUUUGAUUGGAGGAUUGUCCGUCACGUGAUAGCAAA
Molecule: messenger RNA, 2575 nt
Organism: Asterias rubens (European starfish)
Lineage: Eukaryota; Metazoa; Echinodermata; Asteroidea; Forcipulatida; Asteriidae
Exons: 11
Coding region: 219-1781 (520 amino acids)
Source: RefSeq, a predicted model, not a curated record